AUGGGGAGUUUAGGAGUGCUUGUGAAACACCCGGAUGAUUUCUAUCAAUUGUUGAAGCUGAAAUUGGCUUCGAGGCAUGCCGAGAAAAAGAUCUUGUCGGAGCCUCACUUGGCCUUUUGUUUCUCCAUGCUUCACAAAGUCUCUUGUAGUUUCGCCUUCAUUAUUCAACAGCUCGACACCGAGCUUAGAAAAGCCGUCUGCAUAUUCUAUUUGGUUCUUCGAGUGCUUGAUACUGUUGAGGAUGACACUAGUGUAGCAACUGAUGUCAAAGUUCCUAUCCUCAAAGACUUCUAUCGUCAUAUAUACGAUUGCAACUGGCACUUUUCAUGUGGUACAAAGAACUACAAAGUUCUUAUAGACGAGUUUCAUCAUGUAUCUAUUUCUUUUCUCGAACUCAAAAAAGGUUAUCAGGAGGCUAUCGAGGACAUUACGAAAAGAAUGGGUGCAGGGAUGGCAAAAUUCAUUUGCAAGGAGGUCGAAACGGUUGAUGACUACGAUGAAUAUUGUCACUAUGUAGCAGGACUUGUGGGAUUAGGUCUUUCCAAACUUUUCCAUGCCUGCGGCACGGAAGAUUUGGCUCCAGAUUCACUCUCCAAUUUAAUGGGUUUAUUUCUUCAGAAAACGAAUAUUAUCCGAGAUUAUCUUGAGGAUAUUAACGAGAUACCAAAGUCGCGAAUGUUUUGGCCUCGCGAUAUUAUAUGUUCUGUUUAA
Hibiscus syriacus is the source of this 711-nucleotide messenger RNA. RefSeq names its product squalene synthase 2-like. Gene Ontology annotation, molecular function: squalene synthase [NAD(P)H] activity. The record is from RefSeq and is a predicted model, not a curated record. Lineage: Eukaryota; Viridiplantae; Streptophyta; Magnoliopsida; Malvales; Malvaceae. Gene Ontology annotation, cellular component: endoplasmic reticulum membrane. Bases 1 to 711 code for a protein of 236 amino acids. The transcript is spliced from 7 exons. Gene Ontology annotation, biological process: lipid biosynthetic process; farnesyl diphosphate metabolic process.